Siniperca chuatsi (mandarin fish) is the source of this 2947-nucleotide messenger RNA. RefSeq names its product transforming, acidic coiled-coil containing protein 3 (gene tacc3). The record is from RefSeq and is a predicted model, not a curated record. Gene Ontology annotation, biological process: cell population proliferation; mitotic spindle organization; cerebral cortex development. The transcript has 17 exons. NCBI's taxonomy places the organism in Eukaryota, Metazoa, Chordata, Actinopteri, Centrarchiformes, Sinipercidae. The coding region runs from base 156 to 2801 and encodes 881 amino acids. Gene Ontology annotation, cellular component: cytoplasm.
UUUCUGGUGAUUUUAUUGGUACGUUUCAAGACUUUUAAAUUCCAAACGGUUGUCACCCAGAGAAGUUUUUCAAAAUCACAUCAUUGCUUCUUGGUCACCCUGCAGUUGAAUGCGUUGACGAAAGCCGUUAUAAUUCCGGCAUCUGUUUUUGGAGGAUGAGUUCUGUUGAUGUGAAUGAUGAGAAUCGUGGGGUCUGCCCUGGAGGAAAGCAGAACAGCUCAAUUAACGACAUUUUUGCCCUGGAUCAGCCGACGGGGAGGCCCUCCAUCCUGCGCCAGACAGAGAACCUGCCCAGCAAGACUGUGCCAAAGGGGACGAAGGUUUGUUUUCAGACUCCAAGAAGAGACCCUGUGAGUAAAAGAAUUCUAUCUCCCACCAAGUCUGUCAAGAUGACGAGCGUGGACGAGUGUGCAAAGGCAAUGGAGCUCUUAAAUUUGGAUAAAACAAAUACUUUGCCAUUAGAUGCCACUGAGCAGCCUGAUGAGCCCAAACAAGAAGUGUCAUCUUAUCCUGAUGACAACAUGCCCAUACAAAGCAAGGGAGGCUAUCAGUUGGAUUUUGACAACCUUGACGCUAUCGAUCCAUUUCAGGGGUCUAAUAAGAUGGUCCUCUCUCCUGCAAGGCCUGCUGAUGAAAACCCUCCUACAGAAUCUCAACACACAAAACCAGAGAACAUCUCGGAGGAGCCCACCAAAAUAGAAUCGGCACUAGACGAGACACUUCCAUUCAUCCCGUCUGUGGAAAACUCACUGGUUGACGUCUCCGCUGACAUCAGCUCCACAGAGAGCAGUGUGGUCACAGUGGUGAAGGUCCCAGCGGCCGAGGAACAAGACUCAUGCACUGCCACACCUGACGAAAAACAACCUGCUGAAAUGUUUUUAAAUGUUGUUGAAAGCAAAGUGUCAGGCAGUUUUGUGGAAGAGGCUCCACUACCAGCGAAAGGUUCUUACAGCUUGGAUUUUGACAACCUUGAUGCAAUCAAUCCUUUCCAAACUGGUGGCCCUAAAAUUCAGAAUUCCCCGAUCCUUGGGAGAAAGGUGCCAGACAAUAACCCACCUGUCGAGAAAGCACAGAUAAAGGAAGAUAAACCCACAGAUGUUGACAUACCUGAGGUGGCUCAAGAGGUGCCUGUUCAGCCUGAGGUGAAACCCAUAGCUGCAGCGGCCCUAAUCUCAGCUAAUGCUGCCAAACCUUCAGCUGCUGAAUCUAUGUCACAGCCAGCUGAUGUUCCAGUCAACGAAGGACCAGUCAAACUUGAGUUCAGUUUUGAUAAUGGCAAUGAAGUCAGACAGAAACCGCCACCUAAGAAAUUUGGCAAAAGGCCUCCUGGUCUAAAAUCUAAAGUGGGGAAGUCGGAGUGUGACGUCAAACCACUAAAAGAAACUCCAGUGAAAUCUGCUGCCAGUGAUGUUGCUGAUGUUCCGGUUCCCAAAGCAUCUUAUUCAUUUGACUUUGACAAGUUUGACGACCCAAACUUCAAUCCCUUCGGCACAAAAACAAACAUGAACAACUCUCCAAAGUGCAGCAAGAAACCCGGCCCCGUGCUCAUGGAAACUUCCAUUCCAGAGCAAACGGACAAGCCCGUGGAGAAGGAAGCUGUAUCAUCAGCAUGCGCUGGAGAGAUUGUCCUAGCCACCGAAGCCAACCCUGGAGCGGUGAGAGAAAAUGUUGAACUUGUGGCUGCCUCUGACCAUGACAAGGGAUUUCAACUUGAAGCUGAACAAGCCCGGGAGAGUCUUCCUGAACUUUCUGAAUUGUGUCAACCUGAACAGAAGUCACAGACUGUCCUGUCAGAAUUCAAUGACGAGUUUGUUCCUGGAGCUGUGUUCAUGGCCAAUGACUUUGAUGGACAAAUCGAUUACCUUGAACAGUUUGGGUCCAGCAGUUUUAAGGACUCUGCAUGGAGGAAACAAUCCUUGUACCUUAAAUUUGACCCCCUCCUGAGAGAAAGCCCAAAGAAGUCCGCAGGCCCGGCUGCUCAGACCCACGUCCCUCGCCCCGCUGCCUUUGUUUCAAGGCUUGAAACUCCACAGUUGGCAGAAAAAGAGACUGAAAAUGGACCACUAAAGGAUGAUUUCAAACUGUUUGAUGAUGCUGCAGCACCACCUCCUCCAAUCCUUGAGAGCCUCGUCCCUCCUUUCCCCCAGCCAGCAAACGCAGAGGAUGCCAUUAUCGAAGUGCUGAAGUACAGUCAGAAAGACAUGGAUGCAGCCAUCGCCAAAGUCCAGGCAGAAGCAAAGGAAAAAGAGGAGCAAUGGAGUGCAAAAUAUAAAAAGCUACUUGAUGAUGGUCAAGAAAUGAGGAAAAUAAUUGCAGAGUAUGAGCUCAUGAUUGCAAAAAUGAUGGCUGAUCAAGAGAAGGAGAAGGAGGUGUCCCAGGCGAAGCUCAAUGAGGCCCUGCUGGAGAAGGAGCAAGUGUCCAGUGACCUGAACGCCAUGGAGAGAUCUUUCUCCGACCUUUUCAAGAGACUGGAGAAGUACAAGGAUGUUGUUGAGGGUUACAAAAAGAAUGAAGAGACACUGAAAGCUUGUGCUCAGGACUAUCUGGCACGAAUCAAAAAGGAGGAGCAGCGCUACCAGACCCUCAAAGCCCACGCUGAGGAGAAAAUUGGCCAUGCAAAUGGAGAAAUUGCUGAGGUGCGGUCCAAGUACAAGGCUGAGGUAUCUGCACUUCAAGCACAGCUGCGGCGGGAACAGCUGAAGGCGCAGUCACUGGAGAAGAGUCUGGACCAGAAGGAGAAGGAGGCUGAAGAGCUCACCAAACUUUGUGACGAACUUAUCACCAAAGUCCAGAAGGGUUGAGCUCAUUUGUAAAUACUGUACUUUAUUGUUGGUGUCCAGAUCAUUUUCUUGUGUAGUAUAUUGUUUGUCUUUAUCAAUGUUCUUAUAAUACUGUAGUACUGUAAAAAAAAAAAAAAAAAGUUAAUAAAGAAGAUUUACAAGGUCAA